GACAGAGACAACAGAAAGCGCACCCACCCAUCCUCGACGUUAAUCGCACGUUUCAAGUCGACAAGCUGAAACUCGGGAAUCGAAGCCGGACCGAGACAUCCCAGCGCCUCGACACACAUUCACAGUCUCCCUGGGGCGCAGGCCUUCCUAUCCCAGCGUCAUCGUCAUCGUCGUCGCGUUCGACUGACUGACAGCGCUGUCGUCGUCGUAUCGACAACACGGGGACGCGACGUGAUCAUCAACCCAUCCUCCCGCCUACCCAUCCAUCGCCACACAUCCCCCGGGCUUGUGAUUCGGCUCUUGCUCGUUGUAGUCAUAGAGCAUGUCGGACCUCGGCCCAGAGGCCGUCAAUGUCAGUGAUCUCGACCAGCAGGCGCACCUGGUCGUCGGUCCUACCUCCACCUCUACCUCUACCUCUACCUCUAUCCCGCAAGAUAUGAAUGUGAAUGUAGAGGAAGAGGUGGACGAGCUCGAAGAACAAGACGAAGGUGAAGUGGACGAACUCGAGCAAGACGAAUUACAAGAGGAGGAGGAGUUACAAGAGGAAGAUCAGCAUGUUCAAGAGCAAGAGCCGAUCCCCAGUCUGGAAGGUCUGAUUCGGGCCGCUAUGGAUGCGCCUGAAGGCGGGGUGGUAGAAGAGGGAGAGGGGUUAGGAGGAGGAGUCGAUGAUGGUGGUGUUGGUGUGGGUGUUGGGGGAAUCGCAGGCGACACUGGGCAUGCGCAAGAAGGCGUUCCGAGUGCAGAGGAUCCGGCUGGUUCCACGACCUUGGUCGACGAGGCUAUACCUACCGAGAACGAGAACGGGAACCAGAACGAGAACGAGAUCCCCGUACCGGAGGAUUCCGGCGUGCCGGCGAUGCCGAUGUCGUUGGUAGAAUCGUAUAUGACGACCGAGCCAGAGCUGGAUCAGAACCCACAACAAGCGCAAGCUCACGAGCAGCACCAUCAACAAGAAACCCAUGAACACCCCGAUCCGAACCUCACUAUCGAUGUAGCUCACCUCGAGCCGCACGAUCUCAACCUCAACAUCAACCCCAACCUGAACUUCGAGCUCGACCUGAACUCUCAGCUCGACCUCGGUGCAGUCCAAACCCACGAUCCAGCGCUUUACGAGCAGCCGGCUGGGGAGGUAGAUGCACAGGUACAGGUGCCGAGUCAGGACAUGUUCUUGGUCCAGGAUCAGGCUCGGGAACAAGAUCAAAAUCAGGAUGAGCGACCGGGACGAGGAAUGGCCGAAGGGGAUAUCGCGGCGGGACCGGACCAUUCGCAGGGAGUUCAACAGCAAGAAGGUGUUGAUCCGAUGCUACACGAGCAGCAACCCACUCCUCAAGUUCAGCCUACUCAGGGAGCAGACCACCAACACGUUCUCGAUCCUGAACAACAAGGGUUGUUAAACCUUCAGAUGCAUAUCGACGGGACCGAACAGGCGGGUCAAGCUCCGGUGCAAGGAGGAGAGUACCCGCAAGAGGACGGCGGUGCUGGGGAUGUUCGGAUGGAGGACGUUCAUGAGCCAGCGGCGGGAACGACGUUAACAGCAGGAGAGGUCGAGGGAGACGGGUCGAUGGCGCUGGGGAUGGGGGAACAGGUACCGCCAGAGGGUACGGAGACGGUUCCGACGGAUACCAACUAUCUAGGUGCGGAGGAAGCUGUUUUGCCUACCGCUAUUCCCGAGGCUAUGGAUACGACGACAGGACUCGACCCCACAGACCCGCCAGCUCAGACUGAAGUCGGACUUGUAUCUUCGACGCUCGAUCCGAUGAUAGAUCAAACCAUGGCAGACCCGACGGCGAUCCCGGAAAUCCCUCUCGCUUCAUCCUCCACGGAUGUAGCGAACGCGACGGCGGCGACAAAGACGAACGGCAAAGGUCGGGCGAAACGGACGAUUUCUUCCUCUGCUUCUGCAGUUUCCGGGCUCAAGAUUGGCAAGGGUCAGAUAGGGGUUGAAGGGCAGGGGGAUGGACAGGAACUACCGGAUGCUUUGGUCGGAAAGAGUAGGGAGGAGAUUGAUGAUAUCAAACGCAGGAUCGUAGAUCGACUCGAAUCCCUACUCUCGGCCACUGCGCUGCCACACGACAAACUCCUCUUCUCCCUGUCGCUUCGAAACACCUCGGGAUGGAUCCCUCUGAGCACGGUCGCCAAGUACCCCAAGAUCAGGUCGUAUGCGGAUACGUACGGCUUGGCCUUCGUCGCCGAGAGCGUGAGGGACGCCAACGACUCGAGAGAAGAUGGGCAGGAAGACGUCCCUGUACCUACAGCUUCGACUUCUCAAGACGGAGCCGCGAAUGGGGGUGCGUCGGCCAACGGCGGCCAGGUAGAAGAAACAGCAAAGCGGGAGAAAAAGGUCGGUCCGGCCUUCUUGGGCAGAGGAAGAGAUGCCGAAUUGGUCGUCGACGGGAAGGGGGAAAGGGUGAGGAGGAAAGAAGUCAUGAUGAAGGCUGAUACGGCCUGGGACCGAACCGUCUACGCUGAAGGGUUCGGGAUCCUGGACCCAUCGACGACAACGACGCAGGAUGCGAUCGAAGAGUGGUUCGAGCAGUUUGCACCUAUCACCGUCGUUAGGUUCCGACGAGGCCGGGAUCCUUUCGGUGGAAAGGGUCGAGGUGAUUUCAGAGGGUCUGUGUUUUGCGAGUUUAGGACGGUGGAAGGUGCGGACCUGUUUUUGCGGACGAAUCCCAAGCCGCUCUUCAACGGGACCGAGAUCGUCGCCAUGUUCAAGGAAACGUACUUGGAGUCGCGUAUCCAGCUCAAAGCGCUGCGUCAUUCCAACGUGGUCCCCAUCGAACAGAUCGAACCGGAUUCCCUCUUUGCGAUCGACAAGAGCCUCUUAAAGUUGGGCAACAAGAAGCGGAAGCGGGAAGAGGAAGAAGAGAACGCCGCGGGGAAACGGACCACCACGCUGUAUAUCCUGUUCAACAAGCACCGGGUGGCCGUGAGCAGAAAGACUGGGACCGUCAUGAACAAGAACGAACUUGUCUAUCCCGACCGUGCCCUGCUCAAGUUCACGGGCGCCGGCGAGACGGGCGAUUGGAAAUUGCUCAAGGAAGAUCUAGUCAACGCUGAGAUCGAGCAUUCGUUCUUGUAUCUGCCGAGAAGGUCGACGGUCGGUUAUUUUGCCGCUCCUGAAGCCAUUGGGGACGAGGUAGUAGAGCGUUUGCGAAACCUCCAUCUGAUCGUCGGCGACAGCGAGAUCGAGUGGGAGAGAGUGGAAGGUCAAGAGGAGCGCGAUUUUUAUGCCAAGCGAGCAUCGUUCCAAGGAAAGCUGGCUGUCAAGAUGGCAGACGAGAAAGAGAAUCUGGAAUUGGACGCGGUCAAAGAGACAGCAAAGGAGCUUCGAAGUGCCAACAAGGAACGGGCAAGAGGCAAGAGCAUGACGGGCGGGAGCAACAAGAAGAAGCGAUCAGGAUCAUCAUCAGUGCAAGGCAAUGCCUCGAAGAAGGGCAAGACAGAGGACGAAGCCGAGGCGAUGCUUGCAGAGAGUAUGCAAAUGGACGUAUAAUGACUCGAUUAUCUAGAGACUGUGUUACCUGUAGCGGCCGAGAUGGCCCAUCACAAACUCGUUGUACCCGACAAUUGAAAGUGUUCAGAGUGGUG
Filobasidium floriforme is the source of this 3591-nucleotide messenger RNA. RefSeq lists its product as uncharacterized. The coding region runs from base 323 to 3496 and encodes 1057 amino acids. Gene Ontology annotation, molecular function: RNA binding. The transcript has 8 exons. NCBI's taxonomy places the organism in Eukaryota, Fungi, Basidiomycota, Tremellomycetes, Filobasidiales, Filobasidiaceae. The record is from RefSeq and is a predicted model, not a curated record.